GAGCAUGAUGAUUUUUUUAUGAAGAACGGAUGUCAUCAUGUCUGGAAUCAAGCGAACAAUUAAAGAAACUGACCCUGAUUAUGAGGAUGUAUCUGUGGCUCUUCCAAAUAAGCGGCAUAAAGCAAUUGAGAAUUCAGCUCGAGAUGCUGCUGUGCAGAAGAUAGAGACUAUUAUCAAGGAGCAAUUUGCACUUGAAAUGAAGAAUAAGGAACAUGAAAUUGAAGUCAUUGACCAGCGACUGAUUGAGGCAAGAAGGAUGAUGGAUAAACUUCGUGCCUGCAUUGUCGCAAACUACUAUGCUUCUGCAGGACUUCUAAAAGUUUCUGAGGGAUCAAAGACGUGUGAUACAAUGGUUUUUAAUCAUCCUGCUAUCAAGAAAUUUUUGGAAUCACCAUCUAGGUCAUCAUCUCCUGCCAAUCAGAGAUCAGAAACUCCAUCAGCCAAUCAUUCUGAAAGUGAUUCUUUAUCUCAACACAAUGACUUCUUGUCUGACAAAGACAAUAACAGCAAUAUGGAUAUAGAGGAAAGACUCUCAAACAACAUGGAACAGAGACCAAGUCGAAAUACUGGAAGGGACACCUCUAGUAUUACUGGCUCCCAUAAAACAGAGCAGCGGAAUGCUGAUCUUACAGGAGAUGAGACUUCACGACUUUUUGUAAAGAAAACAAUAGUAGUGGGCAAUGUGUCCAAGUAUAUACCUCCCGAUAAGAGAGAAGAAAAUGACCAAUCAACCCACAAAUGGAUGGUGUAUGUCCGAGGGUCUCGUAGAGAACCCAGCAUUAAUCAUUUUGUCAAGAAAGUUUGGUUCUUCCUUCAUCCCAGCUAUAAACCAAAUGACCUUGUGGAAGUUAGAGAGCCUCCUUUUCACCUGACCAGAAGAGGCUGGGGUGAGUUUCCUGUCAGAGUUCAAGUUCACUUUAAGGACAGCCAGAACAAGCGGAUAGAUAUCAUACAUAAUCUGAAGCUGGAUAGAACUUACACUGGCUUGCAGACUCUUGGAGCAGAGACGGUAGUGGAUGUUGAGCUCCACCGGCAUUCUCUUGGAGAAGACUCCAUUUACCCUCAGUCCUCCGAGUCAGACAUCUCUGAUGCCCCACCGUCUUUGCCUUUGACCAUUCCAGCCCCAGUGAAAGCUUCCUCACCAAUAAAGCAGUCACAUGAGGCAGUACCUGAUACCUCUGUGGAGAAAGCAGGAUUACCAGCCAAUACUGAAACUGAGAGGCAUACUACCUUUUAUUCUUUGCCAUCUUCAUUGGAACGAACACCCACCAAAAUGACAACAUCCCAGAAAGUUAUGUUUUGUUCUCAUGGCAAUUCAGCUUUUCAGCCAAUAGCAUCAAGCUGCAAAAUUGUGCCACAGAGCCAGGUUCCUAAUCCCGAGUCACCUGGGAAAUCCUUCCAGCCCAUCACCAUGAGCUGCAAGAUCGUCUCAGGUUCCCCCAUAUCAACGCCAAGUCCAUCACCAUUGCCUCGAACCCCAACUUCCACUCCAGUCCAUGUGAAGCAAGGCACUGCCAGCUCUGUUAUUAGUAACCCUUAUGUUAUCAUGGACAAGCCAGGGCAGGUUAUUGGAGCCACCACUCCCACUACAGGAAGUCCUACAAACAAGCUCUCUACUGCCUCUCAAGCCUCCCAAGGAACAGGUUCCCCUAUUCCUAAAAUUCAUGGAAGUAGUUUUGUAACAUCUACUGUCAAGCAGGAGGAUUCUUUGUUUGCAUCUAUGCCGCCUCUUUGCCCAAUUGGGAGUCACCCUAAGGUUCAAAGCCCCAAACCUAUAACUGGAGGACUUGGAGCUUUCACAAAAGUAAUCAUCAAACAGGAACCUGGCGACGCCUCUCACGUGCCCACAACUGGAGCUGCCAGCCAGUCACCACUCCCCCAGUAUGUGACUGUGAAAGGGGGUCACAUGAUAGCUGUGUCCCCUCAAAAACAGGUCAUAGCUGCUGGAGAAGGGACUGCCCAGUCACCAAAGAUUCAGCCCUCCAAGGUUGUUGGGGUGCCAGUUGGGUCUACUUUACCUUCAACAGUGAAACAGGCUGUGGCAAUCAGUGGUGGCCAAAUCCUCGUAGCCAAGGCCAGCUCUACCGUUGCCAAAGCAGUUGGUCCAAAGCAAGUUGUGACCCAAGGAGUUGCCAAAGCAAUUGUGAGUGGAGGUGGAGGAACCAUUGUCGCUCAGCCAGUGCAAACCUUAACCAAGGCCCAGGUCACUGCUGCUGGCCCUCAGAAGAGUGGAUCCCAGGGUUCAGUAAUGGCAACAUUGCAGCUACCAGCCACUAACUUGGCCAACUUGGCAAAUUUGCCACCUGGCACUAAACUUUACCUUACAACAAACAGCAAGAACCCUUCAGGAAAAGGAAAACUGCUGCUCAUCCCUCAAGGAGCCAUCCUGCGAGCCACCAACAGUGCUAACCUACAGUCCGGCUCAGCUGCCAGUAGUGCUGGUGGUGCUGGAGGCAGCAGCAGCGGAGGUGGCAGCAGUGGAGGAGGGGGAGGAACAGGAGGAGUCCAAAGCCCCGCUGGGCCUGGAGGGAUAUCCCAGCACCUGACCUACACAUCUUACAUCCUCAAGCAAACGCCUCAGGGCACAUUUUUAGUUGGCCAGCCAUCACCCCAGACAUCUGGAAAACAGCUGACUACUGGGUCAGUGGUCCAAGGUACACUGGGAGUCAGCACAUCUUCCGCUCAAGGACAACAAACAUUGAAAGUCAUCUCUGGACAAAAAACCACUUUGUUUACCCAGGCAGCCCCUGGGGGACAGGCCUCUCUAAUGAAAAUAUCUGAUGGUACAUUGAAGUCUGUGCCAGCCACCUCACAACUCUCAAAGCCUGGCACCACCAUGCUGAGAGUAGCAGGAGGGGUUAUCACAACUGCCACUUCUCCAGCUGUGGCCCUCUCAGCAAACGGUCCUGCACAACAGUCAGAAGGAACAGCUCCCAGUUCAUCAUCCACUGUAGGUUCCAUAAUGAAAACUGCUGGGCAGCAGCAAGUGUGUGUGAGCCAGGCCACCAUGGGAACCUGCAAGGCUGCUGCUCCCUCUGUCAUCAGUGCCACGUCCCUGGUGUCCACACCUAACCCCAUCUCCGGGAAGGCUACAGUGUCAGGAUUGCUAAAGAUUCACUCCAGUCAAUCCAAUCCCCAGCAGGCGGUCCUGACCAUCCCCAGCCAGCUCAAACCACUCAGUGUAAAUACAUCUGGAGGUGUGCAGACUAUACUGAUGCCCGUGAAUAAAGUGGUUCAGUCGUUUUCUGCCAACAAAUCACCGACCAUCCUGCCGGUUGCCGCCCCCACUGCAGUUGUCCCCAGCUCUGCUCCAGCAGCUGUUACAAAAGUGAAGACUGAACCAGAAACUCCUGGGCCAAGCUGCCUCACUCAGGAGGGUCAGACAGCAGUGAAAACAGAAGAGAGUUCUGAGCUGGGGAACUAUGCUAUUAAGAUAGACCAUUUAGAGACUAUCCAGCAACUCUUAACGGCAGUAGUAAAGAAGAUCCCAUUAAUCACUGCAAAAAGUGAAGAUGCCAGCUGUUUUUCUGCCAAGUCUGUGCAGCAGUAUUAUGGCUGGAACAUCGGAAAGAGAAGAGCUGCCGAGUGGCAAAGAGCAAUGACAAUGCGAAAGGUCUUACAAGAAAUACUGGAGAAGAACCCAAGAUUUCACCACCUGACGCCCCUGAAAACCAAGCACAUUGCUCACUGGUGUCGCUGCCAUGGCUACACCCCACCUGAUCCCGAGAGCUUGAGGAGCGACGGGGACUCCAUUGAGGACGUGCUGACGCAGAUCGACAGCGAGCCAGGCCCCUGGUCUUACCCAGGUGGCAAGUCCUUUUCUUUGGUCACCACAGCUGUUCUGAGCCUGAUCACCUCUCCUUUAGAGUGCCCGUCGUCAUUCUCCUCUGCCGACAGCCUGUGCCGGAAGCUGGAGGACCUCCAGCAGUUUCAGAAGAGAGAGCCGGAGAACGAGGAGGAGGUGGACGUCCUCAACCUCUCAGAGCCAUUGCAGAUAAACGUCAAAAAAGAGCAGGAGGAGAAGCAGGAAGAAAUGAAAUUCUACCUGCCACCAACACCAGGGGCUGAGUUUAUUGGCGACAUCACACAGAAGAUUGGGAUCACCCUGCAGCCCGUGGCGCUUCACAGGAACGUGUAUGCGUCGGUGGUGGAGGACAUGAUUUUAAAGGCUACAGAGCAGCUGGUGAGUGACAUCCUGAGGCAGGCGUUGGCGGUCGGAUACCAGGCAGCAUCCCACAACAGGAUUCCCAAAGAAAUUACAGUGACUAACAUUCACCAGGCCAUUUGCAACAUUCCUUUUCUGGACUUCCUCACAAACAAACACAUGGGGAUACUGAAUGAAGAUCAGUGAGUGGAAUGAAGACACCCCUAGAAAAGCAGGAUCUGUAGCUGCAGCCGAAGCUUUGCACUGUGAUGACUCUUCUGUUUGGGGAAGGAGGUGUCUGUGCCUCAGAAUAUCAUGGUUAACGCACCGUUCCCUCCACCUAGUUCAGUGAAUCACCAGAGUGUUCAGUCCCAGGUCAGAUCCCUUUAGGACACAGGCUUCCUGGUUCUGGGGUGAAGCUGUGGGUGCAUGCUGUCAGCUUGCAUCUGUCCACUCUCUGUAAAGCUCACUAGAGGGUCCAGAGCUGGGCCAGGCCUGUGUAUGAGGUCCUUCUCCCCUUGGGGCGUCCUCAAGGGGGAACCUUGGCCUGACUCUCCCUCCAGGAGGAGAACAUGAGUCUGGCAGGCUAGAGAUUUCGCCCAUUCUGUGGGUGGGUUAUAGGCAGCCCAGCGGUUAACCUGGCAACACCUGAAGGACUGGGCUCAGCACUCAGCGGGUGGCCACGGUGUGGAGAAUUGGCACUCGGCCCACAGGCAUCGGUGACAGGAUGCGGUAAUGCUGUGCGGAAAACAAAGACCCGGAGGUUGCAGCCUGAGCAGAAGUCUUACUUUAUGGAGCACGGGAGCAUCAGUACAGCCAGUCUCAGAGAGGAGGGAUGGACAAGUCACAGGCAAGGAACAGAUACAUUCCAGCAUUGGUCUGGAAAGGUUCGAGUAUAACCAGGAGCUCUUAAUAUGUUCAUACUAGACAAUGCCCACAAAUGCCGGCUCCUGGCAGUCUCACACAGCUUCGUGUGUGUGCCAGGCAGCGAGCUGGUGCCACAGUGCUCGGGCCACCCAGGCUGCACCAGGCUGAACGGCCAGCGGGAGCAGCUCCUGCGACAGCCCCGCCAGGACUGUCUGUCUUGUCAGAUUCCAUUUCCCCUUCUCAGUCAUGUUUUUUUUUGCAAGAAGGAAAGUGUUUCAAAGAAACACUGUGAGUGCCUUAAAGGUGGAGAAAUGACUGCUGAAGCCGAAAGACAGGGGUGCCUGCUCAGCAGUGAGAAUAGACGGUCCAUGAGCAGGGGGGAGGGAGAAGUGAGGAGGAAGGUAGCCCUGUACCUGGAUGACGUCCAGUUCCACUGAAGGUCCGCUACCCAGGCCUCCUAACAGUCUGUGGAAGUAAUGAGUUUAUUCCCAGUCAGGAAGCUGCCGAAGACCAUUUGAAACCUGUGAGUCAGAGUCAGAGGAACUUAUCUAGGCAACAUGACUCGUGUUUUCAUGAGUCCUGCAGAUGUUUGUCAGGAAAAGAAGGUGGGGAGGUGACACCAUGAGAAAUCUACCCACUUUUAUUCAUCUGAGGAUUACAGAUGCAGGAGGAGGUCUGUUCAGUAAGGCAAGGGUGCCCCUGGCUUAGUGGUAAAAUAGGUAGUAAAGGCUCAGCUAGUCACACACGGAUGGGGUGUGGGCAAGUGCGUGGGUUCAUUCAGCAGUGGAAUGUGACAGCCACGGGACAGAGUUUCAUCCCAGUGAGAACGGACGGACUACAGGGAUGAAAGCCUAAAGAAAUUACCUUUUUGAAAAAGAAAUAUUAAAUGACUUAACAGCCCCCAUAUGUCUGUAUUUGUAUCAUAAUGUGUAAUAUAAUUGUGUAACAGAAAUACCUACAAUAAAUCUUUUAGUAUUUGUGA
Myotis lucifugus (little brown bat) is the source of this 5993-nucleotide messenger RNA. It is a transcript of the gene YEATS2, whose product is annotated as YEATS domain containing 2. The record is from RefSeq and is a predicted model, not a curated record. Bases 38 to 4351 code for a protein of 1437 amino acids. The transcript is spliced from 31 exons. Gene Ontology annotation, molecular function: histone binding. Gene Ontology annotation, biological process: regulation of transcription by RNA polymerase II; chromatin remodeling. NCBI's taxonomy places the organism in Eukaryota, Metazoa, Chordata, Mammalia, Chiroptera, Vespertilionidae. Gene Ontology annotation, cellular component: NuA4 histone acetyltransferase complex.